Molecule: messenger RNA, 1273 nt
Organism: Thlaspi arvense
Lineage: Eukaryota; Viridiplantae; Streptophyta; Magnoliopsida; Brassicales; Brassicaceae
Source: the annotation of a GenBank genome assembly
AUUUUAACUAUUUGUAGUUUUAGAGUAUUCAUCUACAGAUCCAUUAUAUCCAAAACUUAUUAUUUAGGUCCAGAUUACUUAUAGAGAUAUGCGAGUUUGAUCUGGAUGGAUUAUAGAGUUAAAACAAUUAUAAUUAUCGAUAACUAUGAUCAUCUAUCUUAAAUUGGAUCACAAUCUAAAAUCAAUAAUAUAUAUACAACUUGGAUCAUGUCUUUUAUUUUUGACUUUUUAAACUUUUGAGUUUGGGAAAUACAGUAUAAUGCAUUAAUGAUUGCAUUUUCAUAGGCAAAUAUAUCUACUUUUCUAGAGCAUUCAAUAACUUAUAUACUAUCAGAUUUUGUAUUCACACUAGUAACUCAAAGAAAAAACAAAAAAAAAAUGAGAUGGCACAAAAUUAUUUGAGAAUCUCUUGUAUGAGAAUCUGUAGAGACUACUCUAAUGUAGCAUAUAUUUUAUUUGUUGAAAAAAAAAAUUUUGGUUGAAAAAUAAAAAUUAAUUUUCUCGUUUCUAUCGAUCUAUCUUCGGUUUUCUGUUCUUCUUCUCCGACGAAGAGCACCACGACUCCAGUGACGCCGAAGCUUCUUUUUCUCACAUUGUCUUCAAGGACCUUCCCAAGAGGAAGACAAAUAGGAAGACGACGGUGAAUAUGGAGCAUCUGGAGAAGUCCGUGAAGGAGAACCCAAACGACCCUUCUCUACAUUACUACUCGCGUGUGAUGCUCGAUCACAAUCGAGCUGCAAAGUGUUACCAGAGAGUAGUGUUGCUAGACCCCAAUGAUUCUGAUUCAGGAGAAGCUUUGUGCGAUUUAUUUGCAGUGUUUGCGCUUCAUCAGAAGAAGUGGUCUGAAGUGAUCGAACAGCUGGUGUGUUCAUCGCCACAAGCUAUGACUACGAUGCUCCUCUUAGAUGAAUAUGAUCCGUUCACCCACCAUACUUAUGAAGAUGGUUCCUACUAGCAAUCAUACAACGAAGCAAACCCUUCUUCAUAUGACGCUGGUUCGUCUGCUCAAAACGGUCUUUUGGAACAAAUAAGCAUGACUAGAGAUAAAACAGAAUAUUUUUGGUAUCUAACAGAGUAAGUAUGAUUGUUUGACCUUUGUUGUUGUUGGAUUUGUUGUUGCUACUAUGAUAUGUACUAAAUGUGACAGUAUAUAGUCAACAAUGAAUAUGUAAUCAUUCUUUUCUUGUUACAUAUAUACAUACUAUGAAAAAAAUAUUAUGUAAAUAAUUUUUUUCUUGAUUUGUUAAUGGUUUUUUUUUGCGGGAAAUCAUGG